Messenger RNA from Pedinophyceae sp. YPF-701, 654 nucleotides. NCBI's taxonomy places the organism in Eukaryota, Viridiplantae, Chlorophyta, Pedinophyceae. The record is from the annotation of a GenBank genome assembly.
AUGGCAACUCAGAGCGAGCAUGCAUCCCUGGCGCCGCUGGCGGCGGGCGGCGCGAGGAUCAUCCUCGGCACGAGCAGCAGGUUCAGGAGGAGGGUGUUCGACGAGCUGUGCGAGCAGACGCCCGGGCUGAAGUACGAGGUCCAGACUGCCGACAUCGACGAGAAGGCGAUCCGCCGGCCCCACCCCGCGGACCUCGUCGCCGUCCUGGCCGAGGCAAAAGCCGAUGCGAUACUUAAGAAGAUGGCCGCGGCCGGGAGCGACACGACGACGGGGCUGCUGGUCACGUGCGACCAGGUCGUGACGUACAAGGGCGAGAUCAGGGAGAAGCCCGAGUCCGAGGCGCAGCUCAAGGGGUGGGUGAAGGAGUACUCCGCCGCGCCCGUCGGCACGACCAGCAGUGUGCGCGUGGCGAAUCUGGCCACUGGGAAAGUGGCGGCGGGCGUGGACGUGACGGAGGUGCACUUCGACGCGAUUCCCGAGGCGGACGUGGACGCGAUGAUCCAGGAGGGCGACGUGCUGUGGUGCGCGGGGGGACUCAUGUUGGAACAUCCCCGGGUGACGCCGCACUGCACGAAGCUCGUGGGCACGAUGGACAGCGUCAUGGGGCUGCCGAAGGCGCUGCUCUGCAAGCUCCUGCUCGAGGCCGCGCACUGA